Ahaetulla prasina is the source of this 3906-nucleotide messenger RNA. RefSeq names its product kelch like family member 6 (gene KLHL6). NCBI's taxonomy places the organism in Eukaryota, Metazoa, Chordata, Lepidosauria, Squamata, Colubridae. Gene Ontology annotation, molecular function: protein binding. Gene Ontology annotation, biological process: germinal center formation; B cell receptor signaling pathway. The coding region runs from base 42 to 1877 and encodes 611 amino acids. The transcript is spliced from 7 exons. The record is from RefSeq and is a predicted model, not a curated record.
UUGAAGUAUCAAUGGCAUGACAUGGUGCUAAGUGAUCAAACAUGGGGGACAUGGUGAAGAAGGACUUGGAGGAUCAAACUGUAUUGCCGUUGGAAAAUGAAUGUACCAGAAAUAUGGGAGAAUUUGUGGAAGUUUCUCUGAAUGAAAGGGUUAAAUUUAAUGACACAGGCUUAUCCAUGGUCCUACAGAAUGGCUUGGAGAAUCUCCGUCUAGAAAACUCUCUCACAGACGUUACCCUGUGUGUUGGCAGCAUGCAUUUUUCGUGCCACCGUGUAGUCCUUGCAGCAGCAAGCAAUUAUUUUAGGGCAAUGUUUUGCAAUGACUUAAAAGAAAAGUAUGAAGAACAAAUAGUUAUUAAGGGUGUUGAUGCAGAAAUAAUGCAGAUUCUUUUGGACUAUACAUAUACCAGUAAAGUGCUGAUUACCAAGGAAAAUGUGCAGAAAGUCCUUGAAGCUGCCAGCCUUUUUCAGUUUUUGCGCAUGGUAGAAGCUUGUUCCAGUUUCCUUAAAGAAGCUUUACACCCAGAAAACUGUGUUGGGAUUCUCAGGCUGGCCGAUGCUCAUUCCCUUGAUACAUUGAAGCAGCAAGUCGAGAAUUAUAUUGUCCAGAAUUUUACACAAGUGGUGAAUUAUGAUGAGGUCUAUGAGUUGCCUGCAGACAUUCUAAAUGGCAUGCUAAAAAGUGAUGACCUCUGUGUCACUGAAGAAGCUCAAGUAUUUCAGAUAGUUAUGAAGUGGGUGCGUCACAAAACAGUGGACAGGCUCCCACUUCUCCCACAUAUCCUCGAGAGUGUGCGUUUACCUCUUCUGGAUCCUUGGUAUUUUGUAGACACUGUUGAAGCAGAUCCACUCAUCAGACAAUGUCCUGAUGUCUUUCCUCUGCUUCAGGAAGCCAGAAUGUACCAUCUAUCAGGAAAUGAGAUGAUUUCAGGAAGAACAAAGCCCAGAAUGCAUGAAUUCCAGUCUGAGGUUUUUAUGAUUAUAGGCGGUUGCACAAAGGAUGAAAAAUUUGUAUCAGAAGUAACUUGCCUUGAUCCUUUGAGACGCAGUCGUUUGGAAGUGGCAAAACUGCCAAACACAGAACAAGAAUUAGAAAGUGAGAAUAAAAAGUGGGUGGAAUUUGCUUGUAUUACAUUAGGAAAUGAAGUCUAUAUUUCAGGAGGAAAAGAAACACAGCAUGAAGUCUGGAAGUAUAAUUCAUCCAUCAACAAAUGGAUCCAAAUUGAAUAUUUAAAUGUUGGAAGAUGGAGGCACAAAAUGGCUGUUUUGGGUGGCAAAGUAUAUGUGCUUGGUGGUUUUGAUGGUGUACAAAGACUUAACAGUGUGGAGAUUUAUGAUUCCUUUCACAACUGUUGGUCUGAGGCAACUCCUCUCAUGAUCAGCGUGAGCUCAUUUGGAGCAGCCAGUUACAAAAAGAAACUCUAUGUGAUUGGAGGAGGACCCAACGGAAAGUUGGCUACUGACAAUACACAAUGUUAUGAUCCAACAGCAAACAACUGGUGCUUAAAAACACCUAUGCCUGUUGAAGCAAAAUGUAUCAAUGCUACAACUUUUCAUGACCACAUCUAUGUUGUGGGUGGGGCAAUGAAAGCAGUCUAUUCUUACAACCCACUCAAAGAUAUAUGGUGCCUUGUGACUCAGUUAAACCAUGAAUGUGCUAGUUGUGGGAUUGCUCCUUGCAACGACAAACUGUUCAUUACUGGAGGACGGGAUGAGAAGAAUGAUGUCAUCGCCACAGUGCUAUGUUGGGAUGCUGAGACCCAGAAAUUGACAGAGGAGUGCAUCCUCCCUCGUGGGGUCUCGCAUCAUGGAAGUGUCACUCUGAGGAAAUCAUAUACAUACAUCCGUAAGGUAGUGCCUGGUGCAAUAUCAGUUUAACUUUGAAGGAAGAUUCAAGAUAAAUGAAGAAUACAUGCUCGUGAAAUACCUCAUUUUCCCAAAAGUUAUAAAGAGAUUAUUGGGAUGGAACAAUCAUGCUGGUGUAGCGUAUUUUCUCUGUUUCCUUUUAUACAUGCUAACUUGUCAAUAUAAUGAUUAGGUAUGGGAAAGACAUAUGCAUCGUGGUAUGAAUACAUUUGUACUCCCCAAAGUGAUACGUGAACCACAGUACUACUAUCCUUCAGUUAGCACAUAUCUCUGAUUUUGCAGUGCACUUCUCUGGCUUAAAAAUAAUGUGCUCUACAGAGUAAUAUGUGCAAAGGGAAACAUUGCAUAUAAAAAGAGAUAUGAGGGCAGCCUGAUGCCUCUAGGCACCGAUGCACUCAUAGAUGAACAUGAAGGAAAAAGAGAAAAGCUGGUAUGCUGCAAAUUAGUCCCAACAGGAAUUCUUAGAAGAUAAAAUGGGGGAUGGCUAGACAUGGAUGGUAAUUAAUUUGUGAAACUACCUGCUAAAAGUCCAGUAAAUCGCAGCAGACCAAACGUAACAAUAUGAAAACAAAAAACACAAAUUUGGAGAAAUAGCUCAAUGUAAUUGUGGGAAGAAACUGACUUCCAUAUUCUGUGUCACCUUUGCCACCCACACCACCCACUAGGUAUGGCUAUAUCUGACCACAGUAAACCCCAGGUUAUGAAACAAAGUACCUCUUAAGUUUUUCUGCCGAUAUUGACACUUGGGCUGAACUGACUAAGUGCUGUUCUGCACAUUGUGCUGUUGAAAUAAACUCUGCCUCUCCUCCAAGUAACUUGCCCUGUGUGUCCUAUGGAGGACCUGGCCUACAUUUGUACUCAGAACUUUCUACUAACAUAACAUUAGUGAAAAGCAUAUAUGAAGGCCACAUAUUACAUUUAUUACAAAGAAAGAUAACCUGGAUGAUCCCCCUGUCCUCCACCAAUACACUAUAGAUAGCAACAAACAAAUAAAUGCAGGCAAAAGUCUUAUACGAUGCCCAGUUUCCCUACUUGUUACCUAGGGUUGCUAACUCCAGUUCAGAUUCUCUCACACUUUGAUAUAGAGCCUGCUUUUAUAUGUAUGCGCCAGUAGUGGAUUUCAAUUUAGUUUGCUAUCGGUUUGCUCAUGCGUGUGCACUCGUGACACUUCUGUGCAUGCGCAGAAGCAUCCAGGCAGGUGGGUGGAGCGUCCCGCUGCUGCUACCAGUUUACCCGAUCUAGGACAAACUGGUAGCAACCCACCACUGGUAUGUGCGUAUAUCAGUGGCCUAUACCUCCUAGAAUCUCCCCAAAAGAAUAGCUAAUAAAUUAAUUGCCUGGUACUCCUUUUACAUAGGUAACCGACACAAGGUGUCAACCAAAGUGCCAUUACAAACCAUUACUCUUGUACCCCAGGCCCUGCACUGUCUUCCUACCAGUGCACUUCAAAUGCUGUUUUUGACUUUUAAAGCCCUAGGCAGCUUAGUAGGGGGAUAUUUCAACCAACCUACCAACCAACCAACCAACCAACCAACCAACCAAUUAGAAUAGAACUGGAAUGUACUCUAGAGAUCUUCUACUCCAACCCCCUGCUUAAGCAGAAGACCCUAUAUCAUUUUAGACAAUCUUUUAAAAAAAACCUCCAGUGAUGAAGUACCCACUUCUGAUGCCAAGCUCUUCUCACAGCAAGUUUGCAGGACUACUUUGGCUAGCUAGUUUCAACAGCCUGACUUAUGUUUCCCAGCAGAAUCUGCUUAUAGGCAACUUCCAUAUGAAAAGGGAAGUAGGGGAAAUUGGUACUAUUUUUCUGUUGCUGUAUCUGUUCAUGGGAACACUCUCCUUCCAGAAAUUCAGUCGGCCUCUACAUGGUUCGCUUUUUGUAAUUUACUAAAAAUCAAGUUAUUUCAGAGAAGAACCUGAAUUGAUGUAACUGAUUGGGAGUUGGUUUAUUUUUGUACUUAUACUACAAAUGUUUUAUUAUAUUUUUAUGAAUCUAUUGUAAAUGGUGGAAUCUCUUUUGAUUAGAAUAAACAUAACUAAA